This is a messenger RNA of Sporisorium graminicola, 1404 nucleotides long. RefSeq lists its product as uncharacterized. The coding region runs from base 1 to 1404 and encodes 467 amino acids. The transcript has a single exon. The record is from RefSeq and is a predicted model, not a curated record. NCBI's taxonomy places the organism in Eukaryota, Fungi, Basidiomycota, Ustilaginomycetes, Ustilaginales, Ustilaginaceae.
AUGGACUCAUCACGUCUUGCUCCCGAGACGCCGCGUAGGCAACUGCUCAAACGCAUCCACCGGAGAUCCUCCAUCCUUCCCUCGAUGGACCCCUCAUCGCACCUGGCCGCAUCCUCUUCCGCUUCCUCUACCUCCGCAACUGCGCGUUCAUCCUCUCGACGCACAUCGCUCAACCCAGACAAUGCCUCUCCUCUUCUUGGUAACAACGCUCUCGAGAAGCACGACGAGGAGGACGAAGACUACCAGCAUCCCGAUUACGACCGCAGCGCCAUCCACACGGAGCAAACACAGGCCAGCAGCUACACUCCAGCCUCCAUCGAGCACCACGAUGGCGCCCACUUCGAGAAUGACGAGGCUGACUUUCAAGGCGAUGAGAAUGGCGAAGAAGCAGCAUGGGCGCAGGUGGACGAAUUGAUGGAUACGCUUCAGCUCCGAAACCAGCGCAUCCUCGAGCUGGAAAAGACCGUAUCACAGCUUCAGCGCGACUCGCAGCUCGGAAAGGAGCGCAACAAGUCGUCCAAGGGCAAAAGCGCACCCGGAAAUGCCGAUGAUAAGGGUCUUACCCGAGCAGCUGCCGUCAAGCUGGAGCGCGAGUUCCUCUCGCAGGAAAUGAUCCUCAAAGGUCUCCAACGCGACAACGAAGACAAGACGCUCGAGGUAGAGGCCCUGCGACGAAAGGUCAAGAUCAUGUCCGACUUUCUUGCGCGCCAGUACGGUCCCGACGACUGGGAAGCCGUUGUCUUUGCCUCGUCUGGUGGCGUCGCGACGUCGACGGCAAAAGAGUCUCUCUCGAUCGCGAGCCCAGAAAAGGAGAGCCUUAGUGCAGUGGCUCGCGUGCUCGGUGCUGCCAAUGCCGGCAGUCCACGUGCAGCCAAUCGUGCGAAAUUCACGCCUGUGCUGGGCAGCGAUGCCUACGCAAAUCCCUUCUCGCCCUCGGCUUCGAGCCCGAGCAAAGCCCUCGGGGCGAUCAACAACGACGACGUCCUCAUCCCCACCAUUGCCAGACUGCACACUCCGUCGUCGAGCCCAAGCAAGCAGUUUGUUCCGUCGUUCUCCAGUGCUCUCCGGGCCGACGACGACCUUGGUGAUGCUGAUACCUCGGUCGAGCAAGGCGCAGCUGCACUAGCUCGAGAUCAACAUUCGAAGUCGUCGCCCGCGGCCACCGCCGAAGGGACAAGAAGCACGCUGCCGGACGGUGUCGAUCCCAACGUGCUGCUCGCAUCCAUCGAAAGCGUCCGUCUGCUCCUCCAGGGCUUCGAACGGAAGAACGCCAUGCGUAGAGCAGAGCUGGAAGCGACCAUCGACAAGGCAAUCGAAGCCGAACGCAGGGCUGAGCGGCUGCAGUCCCACGCUGCAGCCGCGUCGACGCUGACACCUGAGGCGGUGUCGGUCGCAGCUUCGUAG